This is a messenger RNA of Lasiosphaeria miniovina, 953 nucleotides long. RefSeq lists its product as uncharacterized. NCBI's taxonomy places the organism in Eukaryota, Fungi, Ascomycota, Sordariomycetes, Sordariales, Lasiosphaeriaceae. Bases 1 to 618 code for a protein of 205 amino acids. The transcript is spliced from 2 exons. The record is from RefSeq and is a predicted model, not a curated record.
AUGCAGAGAGGAAUUCUCGCGCACCUGCCCCCCAGGGAGCGGGAUGGGUUUUCUAUAGUUGACCACCCGGAGCACAAGGAGGGCAUUGAGGCCAUUCUAAAGUUCUACGAAAACGGCGGCGCCAUCCCUACCGCCGACAUCAUAGUAUGGGCGGCCUAUGGGCCCUGCGUCAGGCGUGGUACUCUGGAAGAGUUCCGCAAUGAUGCCAAAGCCAACGGCAAUGGCAGGCUGCCAUACACCCAUAUGGGAGGCUUUCAGCUCGCUCAACAUGAUGGCCUCGCUCAACACGAUGGCCUCGCUCAACUCGGAACUAGUAGCGGCGGUAAUCAGAACGGCCUCAGCAGUCAAGAUGACUCCAACCAACAACAGGAUGCCUGGGAAGGUCGGGAGCUCAAGCGGCUACGCCGUCAGAUGGUUGACCGCUCGGAGUACAAGGAGAAUAUCGAGGCCAUUCUCAAGUUUUACGAAAACGGCGGCGCCUUCCCCAUCCGCAACAUCGUUGUAUGGGCCUAUGGGCCUGGGCCCCACGUCGGACGUGGUACUUUGGAAGAGUGGCGCGAUGAUGCCAAAGCCAACGGCUAUAGAGGGCGGCCAUUCAUCCAUAGGGUGACCCCUUGACAGAUGGCCCAGUCUACUGUUUACGGCCCUGGUGUCGGUGACACCUAGUACAUGCACCUGGUAAGUAGGCUUCAGGUCACACCCUCCCGACAUUCCUCUUCGUCUUGAUUUUUCAGCCGGCUGACCCAAGGCAACUCUGGACCCAAUUCCGCCUUCCUGCCGAUGGCGGCGGUCAAGACGACGUCUUCAUUACACGCCAGAUCUCGCACGAUAUCGGCUCUUCGCUCCAGACUAUUUAUCGCGACGACUGGGACACCCUAACGUCAAUCGUAUACCGCCGACAUACCGGACGGUUACCAUGGCCUCAGGCGUUGAAGACCAGAUGGAAACCUUUG